CCAUGGGGGAGCCAUCAGAGAAACUCUACACAGUUGAGAACCCAGAAACUCCUCAGAAGAGAGAUGAAGAGGACUCAUCGUCUGAUACAGAUGUCCUACAACCAGAAACACUAGUAAAGGUCAUGAAGAAGCUAACCCUGAAGCCCAGGGCCAAGAAGAAGAGGUCAGCAUGUCGUCGCCACCGCCGCCGCGAUCUACUUCACCGGAUUGGGAGGGUACCUGUGGAGAACAAAAGUGAACAAAUCUUGAGGGAAGUUCAAAAAGCCUUUCCCGAGAGAAGGGUCCGUACCUUGUUGUCGGUGCUGAAAGAUCCUGUGGCAAAGCGGAGACGAUUUAUUCGGAUUGAGCAGAGAGAAAAACGGCUUGAAGGCAAUGAGUUUAAAGGGAACACUGAACCAUUCAGAUGUCUCUGUACUUUCUGCCAUUACCAAGGAUGGGAUCCUUCUGAGAAUGCUAAAAUCGGGAAGAAUUAGGACCGUUUAAAUUGAACACUGUCCUUGCUGUUGAUGCCACACAACAAAUGUGAAAGCUAUCUUUUUGGUUUUUAAGAAUAAACAUUUCCUGGUGCUGGAAUCUUCUAACUUGUUAAACUUUAAAUUUUAUAUAUAGGAUGUGAUUGGAUUUGUGUGAAUGACUUAGAUUUACCCAAAGAAUGAGUCAAAGUGUUCUGUGAGCUUGAAAGUCUCAAGCCCAGGGCUGAGAAAUAAUGUAAAUAGAAUUUGGAGUGGUUUGGUUUAGAAAGCAAUUAGAAUAGAUCUUAGCAUUGUCUCCUUUGCAAAAAAUUGUAAUAAAGGCAUUUUUGUUAUUUUGA
This is a messenger RNA of Mastomys coucha (southern multimammate mouse), 811 nucleotides long. It is a transcript of the gene Dppa3, whose product is annotated as developmental pluripotency associated 3. The record is from RefSeq and is a predicted model, not a curated record. Gene Ontology annotation, biological process: epigenetic programing of female pronucleus. Bases 3 to 473 code for a protein of 156 amino acids. NCBI's taxonomy places the organism in Eukaryota, Metazoa, Chordata, Mammalia, Rodentia, Muridae. The transcript has 4 exons. Gene Ontology annotation, cellular component: nucleus.